Ahaetulla prasina is the source of this 3484-nucleotide messenger RNA. It is a transcript of the gene AKNAD1, whose product is annotated as AKNA domain containing 1. NCBI's taxonomy places the organism in Eukaryota, Metazoa, Chordata, Lepidosauria, Squamata, Colubridae. Bases 1 to 2973 code for a protein of 990 amino acids. The transcript is spliced from 15 exons. The record is from RefSeq and is a predicted model, not a curated record.
AUGGCCUCUAAGCAAUUAAAGCCUGGAAUUUCAAAAAGUGCUGGAGCUUCUCCAGCUCAUACGGCUAACCCACAAGCAUUAAAUUUGGAAGCCUUACAAGAAUCUGUGAAGGAAUUUUUAAAGGAAUCAGUAAAACUUCAAACUGCUAUUAUGGAAGAAAAACUUAAAGAAAUAGCAGAGGAGAUAGUAGUUCGCAAUAAAGAAAUAAGAGAAGAUAUAGUGUCUGCAUUUCAAGUGAAUAGUAUAUUAUUUGAUAUGCUUUACUCUGAAGACAAUACUGAUAAUGAGCAAGAAGAUUUGCCUUAUGAUGGAGAUCUACAACAUAGAGGUCAAUGUAGUUGUGAUUCACCGAAUUUGGAGGAAUUUAUUUCUGUAGAACAUGUCUCCCCAACUGUUUCCACAUUGACAUCUUCUAUCAGCAGUCUGUCAAAAGAAAAUUCAGACUGCAAAAAGCAGUUAUCUCAAAGGAAAGUAAAUAUGGUGCUAUCGACCAAAAAGAAUGAAGUAGAAUUUACCAUGACAACAGGAAAGAAAAUACAAGUUGGCGGUUUUACCAGUUCAGGAAGAAAUGAAGAAUUUUCCAACUCAAAAAUGUCAGAUGUUCUUUUACGUCAUUUUCCAACAGAAGACUUAACAUACCAAUUAAUUGAUUCUGAGACUAUCCCAGAGAUAUCAUUUACUGAUAGUUUUGAUGAAACAGUGCUAAUAAAAAAUAAGAGUUCAGAAAAUACAGGGAUAUUUUCCCCAGAAGAAGAAAUAAAGAAUAGUGAAAGGAAAGUAAGUUGUAACUCGGUUGUCAAAAAUUGGGAUGUGACUCAAGAUAAGCUAUCUUUAACAGAUGAGGAUGCUUUUGUUUGUAACAGCAAAUACUGCAACAUGGAUGACUCACAAUUUCUAAUUCAGAAGGAAACUGGAAGACUUAAUGAAGACUUAAAUUAUACCUCUACCCACAAAGAGUAUCAAAAUCAACAAUAUUUUCUGGGUAACAGUGAAAAUUUUCAUAAUCCCCAAUGCAAUGAACACCAGUAUUAUAAACUUUGUGAUUCCUCUGAGAUUUCUCCAAAAGUGAAAGAAUUAAAAAGAAAUAAUGAAAGCUUUGUAUUUAAAAGAACUAAAUCUUCCACAAAUUUGCUUGGUAAAGAUUUUCUAGAAGAAAUUACGUUUUUGGAAUCUGAUACAAUCAGAAAUCAAGCAGAUGAAAAUGGAACUUUUGAACUUGAUCAACAGCUAGAGGUGCUGACAAGACAAGCUGAGGUUCAAAAUAAUAUCGAUCACCUAAGAUUUAGUUCUAAGAUACCUCCUUGUUCAAAUUCACAUACAGCAGAACUUAGUAUUGAAGCACGAAGUACUGGAAUAGCUUCCAAAAUGUCUGCCUUUUCUCCUGCAACCAUUCCUAUGGAGCACAUGUUUGAUUUUUCCCAAGCCUCUCAUCCAGGUACUUUAAAUAGGCUUUACAAAAAAGCAGGUUGUUGUCUUGAGAAAAUUUUCCAGAGUUUUUAUUUAAUCUUUUUAAAAUUUUGUUUGGUAGAAUCAAAUAUAACUUCUUCAUUACCGUUAGUUGAUGCAAUAAGACAACCAUCUGUGAACACUCCUUUUCUGCAAAAUAUAACAGAUGACACGGAACAGAUAUUAAAGAAACAAACUGAAGAGCUGAAAGCAAAUGUUGAAAUAUUUUCUGAGUGUAUUAAACAGAAUGUAUUUUCAGUACAAGAACACCUUCAGUUUUUGCAACUUUUAAAAGAACAACUGGAGCAACUGGAACAUAACUAUGUAGCUACCAAGGAAAAGCAUUAUGCUUUGCAACUUCAGAACCAGAAGCAUUCAUCAAGAACUGUUGGAAAAUUUGAUCCUAACAGAAAAGUAGAAGGGGAAAUAUUUAAACUUGGGAUGUUCCUUGAAGAUAUCAAAGAGAAAAUUGAGAAGACAUUUGCUUCAUAUUCCUCAACAUCCUCAAUAUCACCGUCACUCAGAUCCUACCCAUCGCCUAUUUGUUCAAGCUAUUCUGCGAGUCCUUUGAUUACAAGUACCAAUGAAUCUCCAAAAAGAAAUGUUGCAGCACUAAAUAUUCCCCAAAAUGAGAACUACUGGAAGAAUAAAAAUCAUCCUAUAGAAGGAACUCCACAAAAGGCUUAUAAAAAAUCUAUACAAGGUGACAGCAACCAUCCAUUCCAGCAAAUUCAUCUAGAACUGCAGAAGAAAAAUAUCCAUUUAAAAACAAUGUCAUCUGUGAGCAAAGCAAGACAACAAACAAAUAAGCAUAUUCUUAUUGAAGAAUUUGACCAAUGCCACAGAUCCCAUCAAACAAAACAGAAUUACAACAAUGAACAAGAAAAUACAGAUAGAAAUAAAACAACAGAAUACAGGAAAGCAACUAGAGGACAUUCUGAUUGUGAAAGAUUUCCGAUCUUCUUUGCAGGAAAACCAGUGGAUUUAGAUGUAACAGGUUCGUUGCGAAAGAAUAGCAUUGCCCAUCAAAGGAUUUGUAAAGAACAGAGAGAAGAUUUUAUAGACAGAUUAUGUGACAGACAGAAUCUAUAUAUUCCCCAAACCCGCUAUUCAAAGAUGCAUGAUAUCAUUAUCCUUUCACCACAGUAUCUCUCUGGUAGCAAUAUUAAUGGAAGGAAGUCAGUCAGUAAUAGGAGAAAAAGGCAAAGUAAAGACAUAAAAAGCAUGGUAAGACAAGAUCAUUAUUUACAAAAGCAAUAUUGUUUAGUAGUUGAUGAGAAGUUUGAGAAAUGCACUGGAUAUGGAAGCAGUAUGAUCUGUUGGAUAAGUCCCCCCCCCCCACUCUCCCAGCACUAUAUGUGUUUGUAUAUGGCUGCUUUGGCGAUAUUAAACUGCACUUUGGAUAAUGCUAUACAGAUGGCAAACAAUUUGAAGACAACAACGGAGCAUAUGAUGCAAGCUGUCUCAGAAGAUUUAGCCAAGGUCAAAAUUCAGACAUUAUCCAGUGGCACAGCUCAUCAGUACUGACAGUGUAUUUUGAAGACUAAUAAAUUAUAUCUAGAAUAGAGGUAUCCCAUCCAAAAUUAAAAUAGACUACUGGAAAAAGAAACUUCUCAUGUUGGUUUUGAUGUAGCUAAAUUCUGUGUCCAAAUAAAUCUAAUAAUUUUCAGGGACCAUUUUAGAUACACCACAUAGUAUCUUACUCUGUUUCAAAUCACAAAAUGUUUUAGUUUCCUUAAAAAGUUAACGGUUCUUUAUAAGAAAAUAUGCUAACAAAUGAUAUGUUAUCUAGAUUCUUAAAUGGAGAUAGUCAAUACUGUUACUCAUAUUUACCUCUUAAAUGCACUUGCCAUGUUUCAGAAUCUUACUCAUUCACAUCAACACCAUCCCACUAACUUCCUGUGCAAGCCAGGAAGGACAGGGAUCCAAACAAGUAGCAGUGAACAGCCAAGACAGCAUUCUAUUAGUAAAUAAUAAACUAUAAUGCCAUCAAACAUGGAUUUUAAAUUAAUAAAUUACCCAAUGAUUCUGGUAACAA